AUGUAUGUGAACGAUGUGAAACAAGAAUAUGUUAUGUGCAAUAAAUGUCGGAUUCUACUUAUUUAUAAACAUUCUUCUGGUACUCAUUCACUGUCUAAACAUAUUCGUUUUUGUCAAAAUACUACAAAUACCACCAAGGUUUCAGAAGUUCAAGCAAAUAUCAAGCAGUAUUAUGGACCUACGAAAAAUGACUCUUAUAUUCCAAAUCGAGUUAAACAGGAAAUUAGAGCAGCUUGUACUGAAUUUGUAAUACUUGAUUCUCGAUCAUUUCAAACAAUUGGUGGUAAAGGUUUUAAAAAUUUGGCACAAAAAAUUUUUAAUGCUGGUCGAUACUUACCUGUAACACGAGAAAUUAACAUUGAGAAUUUACUUCCUACUCCAACAACAGUGAGUCGUUAUAUUGACCAAUUGUACGAUGAAAAACAUAAACAAUUGGUUUCAAUUAGCCAAAACUUGGUUUCGUACACGAUCGUUGUCGAUUUUUGGAAAGAUUCUUUUACUGGAAUUCAAUAUUGUGGAAUAUCGUUGCAUUAUAUCAGUACUGAUUGGAAACCAUAUUGUUUUGUUCUGGGUUGUUACCAGUAUGACUUGGAAUCACACAGUGCAAUAAAUACAAGAAAAUUUGUUGAAUCAAAAUUAUCAGAUUUUGGUCUAGAAUUAAAUGAUUCUAUAUAUGUUGUUUCUGAUAAUGAGCCGAAGAUGAUUGCUACAUUUAAAUCUAACUGUCAAAGAAUUGGAUGUGCGGCACAUUAUAUUAAUAAGCAGCUUGAACAUGGAUUUAAUAAAGAAGAAAUUAAUAAAUUACCUGUGGCAUGCGAUGUUGUUCAAAAUGUAUUUGAUUGUGUCAAAAAAAUUGUAGCCCACAUUAAAAAAUCACCAAAACAAACCAAAUUGUCGAAACGUGUUCAAACGUAUUCUGAUACCAGAUUUAAUGGAGCCUAUCAUAUGUUACAUGUUUUUUUCGAAAUCUUUGACGAGUUAACUAUGGUUCUUGAUGGCACGAAUUUAAAUCAGUAUUUGCUAUUAGAUAAAGAUUUGUUGGAGCAAAUUUGUUUAUUUCUGAAAGUGUUCGAUGAGGUCAUCGAACAACUUAGUGAUGAUAAAAGACCUACAAUUUAUAAAGUACUUCCACUUCGGCAACGUCUUCUUAAUGAAUGUAAAAUUAAGGAUAAUGAUCAUAUUGGUUUGCAAAAAUUGAAACAAUUUUUGUCUUCUCGUAUACAAACAAUAUGGGUUUUACAUGAUGUUCAUUUUAUAUCAACUUUUCUUCAUCCAUCGUUCAAGCAAUUUCAAAUUGCUCCUAAUGAGAAGCAAAAAGCUAUUGAUUUGGUUAAAGCAGAAAUAUUAAAACGCCAAUCAUCUGCAACUUCUGAACCAUCAGUCGUUGAUAUUAACUCUUCUUCUUCAACAAAAUCAUCAACAACAUCAAAAUCUCAACAAAUAAAAACCAUUACAACAACACAAAAUAUUCUUGCACAAUGUUUUGAUUUACCAAUUGAAGAUAAAGAUAUAUUAGCUGUUCCAUCACCUGACCAAAAACUAAUGGAGUAUAUUGUUUUGAAUGAUAUAUUACAAUUAGAUGAUGACGUUUUAAUAUUCUGGAAGAAUAACCAGAACAAGUUUCCGAUUCUUUCAUCAAUCGUGGCAGAUAUAUAUAGUAUUCCAGCUUCGAAUACUACUGUCGAACGUCUGUUUUCAUCAGCUGGUUAUACUAUUUCCAAUCGUCGAACCAACUUAAAUCCCGGCAAAGUAAACAAGCUAUUAUUUUUAAACAAAAAUCUAUUAUUGCUAAAAGAACUUGAUCGUCAUCGUCAACAAUUAGUAAGUACGCAAAAAAAAAGAAAAUUACCUGCAAAAUCAACAUCGUCAUCUUCAUCAUCAAACAACGUUUACAUUCACGAUGAACAAGAACAAUUAUCGACAACAUCAUCAUCAACAACCAAAAAGAUUCGGACUUUUGACGAUGAUUUGUUUAGCGAUGAAGACAUUAGUAAUAAAGAUAGUGAUAUAUUUAUUGAAGACGAUGAACAAGAUUAA
Rotaria sp. Silwood2 is the source of this 2037-nucleotide messenger RNA. The record is from the annotation of a GenBank genome assembly. NCBI's taxonomy places the organism in Eukaryota, Metazoa, Rotifera, Eurotatoria, Philodinida, Philodinidae.